Molecule: messenger RNA, 2049 nt
Organism: Rhinocladiella mackenziei CBS 650.93
Lineage: Eukaryota; Fungi; Ascomycota; Eurotiomycetes; Chaetothyriales; Herpotrichiellaceae
Exons: 2
Coding region: 1-2049 (682 amino acids)
Biological process (GO): mitotic cell cycle phase transition; regulation of cyclin-dependent protein serine/threonine kinase activity
Cellular component (GO): centrosome; cytoplasm; nucleus
Molecular function (GO): cyclin-dependent protein serine/threonine kinase regulator activity
Source: RefSeq, a predicted model, not a curated record
AUGAAAUUCUUCCUCCAGCCGCAACGCAUGAUCCGGCCUGGACGCGUCGGCAAGAAUGAUGAGAACCUCCCUCCCGACAGUCAUGUCACUAAAACCAUCCACCAACGAAAUAAAUCUAGUCCUGCCCUGACAUCUUUGUCCGCGGCAGGACAGGGCCUGAAAGGCGCGGCGAAGCGCACUCCUUUUGGCGAUCUAAGCAACAUUGUCCCGGGCACCAGACCUAGCAAAGAUGACUCGACACUACAAACCAAGCCUAGCUUGCAACCCACCGUCAAGGCUGCCCACCCUCUAAACGGAAAGUCUGCUAUUACGCUGCUGAAGCCCGCACAGAGGCCAUCGGGCAUCAAAGCCAACCACAGUAACACAACAUCUGAAAGCUCCCUCCUCCAUCCCCCAGCCGACAACAAUGUGAUCCCUCCGCAGGCUGCCAAUUCGAGAAAGACCCUGACUAAGCGGCAAACGACGAUCUUCAAAGAUGAUAGCCGGCUGGGUGUAGUCCAAGAGACAGAAAUUACAUUACAAGAAUCAAACAAUGCCAAUGCCACUGAUGUGAAAGAAAAGGUCAUAGGGUAUUCCAAGCUCGAGAAUGAACCUCAGCCUUGUCUCCCUCCACCAGCGUCACGCCGUGUGAUUGACCCUGUCAAAGAAGUUCAAGAUCUCCAAUCCGACACCAGUUUGCCAGGCAUUGAUGAAGUCAAUCUAGGAUCUACGCUAUCCAGUGAGCCAAAUGUUAACGUUGAUAUAAAGGAAGUCGAAGCUUUUGCCGCAAAAGCGUCCGAUGUCCUUUCUUCACGGCCACCUGCGACCGACAAUGUGUCUUCUCAGCUUGCUCCGGUAUUAUCGAACUCAAAUGCUACUGCUGUGAAGGAGACAGAAGCACAACAGAUCCCAGUUGCAAAGCUAAUCAACCCUGUGGACGGUGUACCACCUUUGAGUCCCCAUCGUACAUACGUUCAGCGACCCGUGGAGCAAGAAGAGUAUUGGGACGAAGAAGACGAAGAGAACUAUGAAGAAGGGUAUGUCACAGCUAGAUCAUUUCGAUCUAGGGGGGAAAACACCACCAGCGGUACAACAGCUGUCCUGUUCCCACAGAUGAAUGCACGAGCUCGUAAAGAAAUCAAUGCUGCGAAGCAGUUAGUUGAGGCCACUCGUUCUCCAGAGGAUGUGGAAGACGAAAGCUAUGACACAAGCAUGGUCGCCGAGUAUGGAGACGAGAUCUUCGAGUACAUGAGACAACUGGAGUUGAAGAUGCUUCCCAACGCUCAUUACAUGGAUAAUCAACACGAAAUUCAGUGGUCCAUGCGCUCGGUUCUGAUGGACUGGCUUGUCCAAGUGCAUCUUCGAUUCAACCUGCUCCCGGAGACUCUGUUCCUCUGCGUCAACUACAUCGACCGAUUUCUGUCCUGCAAAGUUGUUUCUCUCGGCAAACUCCAGCUUGUUGGCGCCACCGCCAUUUUUAUUGCCGCCAAAUACGAAGAGAUCAAUUGCCCAUCUGUGCAGGAAAUUGUGUACAUGGUCGAUGGUGGGUAUAGCAUUGAUGAAAUUCUCAAAGCAGAGCGGUUCAUGCUUACCAUGCUUCAAUUCGAACUCGGUUGGCCUGGCCCUAUGAGCUUCCUGCGCCGAAUUAGCAAGGCUGAUGACUAUGAUCUCGAGACUCGAACUCUGGCCAAGUAUUUCCUUGAGGUGACGUUGAUGGAUGAGCGUUUCGUCGGGAGCCCUCCUAGCUUUACGGCUGCUGCCUCUCAUUGCCUGGCACGUAUCAUGCUCCGAAAAGGUACUUGGUCUACACAUCAUGUCUAUUACUCUGGCUAUACAUACUCCCAACUCAAACCGCUGAUCAAUUUGUUGCUUGAAUGCUGCGAUGACCCUAGAAAGCACCAUGGCGCAGUUUUCAACAAGUACCUCGACAAGCGCUACAAGAGAGCUUCAGUAUUUGUCGAGGCAGAGAUGCAGAGAGGCUUCCAAUUGCCAGAUCCGGCUGCCGCAGCAUUUUUACCUCAGUCAUCGACGGCAUACUUCCAUGAUAACGUUUGUUAUUUCCGCAUGUGA